Schistocerca cancellata (South American locust) is the source of this 5886-nucleotide messenger RNA. It is a transcript of the gene Marf1, whose product is annotated as meiosis regulator and mRNA stability factor 1. Gene Ontology annotation, molecular function: mRNA base-pairing post-transcriptional repressor activity; CCR4-NOT complex binding; RNA nuclease activity. The coding region runs from base 257 to 4672 and encodes 1471 amino acids. The transcript has 28 exons. Gene Ontology annotation, biological process: post-transcriptional gene silencing. NCBI's taxonomy places the organism in Eukaryota, Metazoa, Arthropoda, Insecta, Orthoptera, Acrididae. Gene Ontology annotation, cellular component: peroxisome; cytoplasm. The record is from RefSeq and is a predicted model, not a curated record.
UAGGCGCGGAGAUGUGUGUAAUGAAAUCGAUUGCAUGUCAGAUUACCCAAACCAUGGCGUGAAAGGUGGAAAUAGUGAGUGAAGUGCUGGGAUGGUGGGGGACUUACAGGACAUGAUGUCCAGGCGGUGUAAUGCAGCUGUGGCAGAAAGACUGAUAGAUGUGGAGAUUUUUUCGUCAGCGCCGACGUUUGUUGUGUACCUGAUAACCAGGUGACCAGAGGUUGAAAAUAUAUUUGCAUAAAUUUGGUACUGAUUUAUGGAAAAGACAUCAAGAUCUAAACCUCGGCAGGAGUCCUUGUGCCUGGAUGAAGGUGGUGAUGGAGCAGCUGAAGCAGCCUCAGGUCCUCAGUGGUUACGACCGGUGUCAGCCAGUGCAACGUUGUGCUUUAGUCAGGACUCAGAUGACUCGUCAGGCCCAGCAUCGCCCCUACCGUGUAGGCACCGUGCUUAUCAGAUGGUGCCACUGCACGCUAUCCCUCGCUUUCUGCCACCUGUUGGGGUCUUUUGGGACAUUGAAAAUUGCCAGGUCCCAAAAGGUCGUUCAGCAGUGGCGGUGGUGCAGGUCAUUAGAGACCGGUUCUUCAAAGGUUACAGAGAGGCGGAGUUCCUAGUUGUUUGUGAUGUCAAGAAAGAAAAUAAUCAAAUUGUUAAAGAGCUUAAUGAUGCCCAGGUGAACCUGAUCCAUGUGGCAUCUACAUGUAAAAAUGCAGCAGAUGAGAAACUUCGGCAGUCUAUUCGGCGCUUUGCUGACUUACAUGGCAGUCCUGCAUGUAUCAUUCUAAUAUCAGGGGAUAUAAAUUUCGCACCAGACAUAACUGAUUUAAGACACAGGAAAAAAAUCCAUGUAAUCCUACUACACAGAAGGAACACAUCAGAAGCUUUGAUCCUGUCUGCUAAUGAAAAUUACAGCUUUUCCGCACUUGCUGAAGAAUUGCCACUGCGGGCAAUAAAGCCUCCAAGCAAACCUGUGCAAGUUGUUGUUAACAAUCUCCCUGAAGGUUGUGAACAGAAUCUUAUACGAAAUCGCCUGAGGCGACUCUCGGAUAACUGUGGUGGAAAAAUUGCUGCUAUCAACAAGACAACAGCCACAAUUCGCUUUCCUAAUGCUGACACUGCUAACAGGGCCCAGAAACGGAUGGAUGGAGAAGAUGUGUAUGGAAAUAAGAUACAUGUGACUUGUUCAGAUAUAGGAGAAGCAAGAGAUUCUUCACCAAUCAAAACUCAGACAGCUCGAAACACAAGACAGGUGGCAAGUAAAGAAUCUGGAAUACAAGGUACCAUGUCAUCACUUUACUAUAAACAAGGGCCAAGGCAGCCAUCUGUAGUGUAUAACUCUGUACCUACAAGUCUUAACUUGAUGGGAGGAAGUUCCUUAUUUAAUCGUGCAUCUGUGCUGCAGCAAAAUGGAAACCAUCAGUUGCCAGUUCACGCUACAGGUGGCUCUGUUUGGCCAAAGUAUGUAAUGAAUGUUAAUACAGCCCACAAAUCAGUCUCAUACAGCGGUGGAAAUCUUAAAACACCUGAAGGUUAUCGUCGAAUCAGAGGAACACACAAAGUGAGUGAGAGUGGUAAGGCAGAACAAAAUGACCAAAAUAUUACAGUGUCUGCUCUUCAAUCAGUUGGUUUCCAAAAGCGCUGCCGCACAUCUUCUCCAGUGAAUAAUAUAGCAUCUUGUAUGAUGUCUUUACCAGAUCCGGUAGCAGCAGUCAGACAUAACAUUCAGAAUUCGUCAGUUCGCAAGGGACCAUCUCCAUCCAGACAAAGCCAAACCAGAAGCAUAACACCACAUCAAAUAAAAACCUUGGAUGAGCGCUCACAUAGUAAUCCAGAGUGUUUCUUCCAUCCAAUACAAAUGCCAGGGAAAACUCAGUUCAGUGGUUCAUCAGCUGAUCUCCCUGUUGAACUGCAUGUAACAAAUUUGGAUCAGAAUCUAAGCAUUUCGGAGAUAAAAAGUAUUUUGACUUCUUUAUUCAAAGAACGUGUACCGGUAUGCAGUGUAUCAGUGAUAGCACAGACAGAUGGGAAUAUCAUGGCCUUUGUGAAAGUUCCAACUCUUUCUGAUGCUCAACUUGCGAUCUCUCUGUUCCACCGUUACAAAAUUGGAUACAGGCGCAUACUAAUAUCGUAUGGUAAUACGAGUGGUCCUAGCCCACAGAUAAUUAGGUCUCAGGUCAUUACACUUCUUCUAGAAGUGCCAGACCAUCGAUUACCUCUUUUCAAGUUCAGAGAGAUGUUUGAGAAACGAUAUUUGGCAUCAAUCAGUGUCUCAGAUAUCUACAAACUUCGUGAUGUCUGUGUAGUCUCAGAUGGACCAAAUGGAAGGAUGGUGACACUUAAUCCAGAUCACCGACAUACGCCAUCUCCGUGCCUGGUAUCGGGACAGGAAAAUCAGCCAUACUGUGUUCUGCAUGCAAUGAAACCACAACCAGACAGAGGGUGGGCAGAGCAGGAGCUUUCUGCAUUACCUUCUGUAAAUAUUGGACUGAAGCUUCUGAGUAAUCGUAUUAAGGCCUUGCUGCUGUCGCAUGGAGGCAGCCUUCCAUUACCAAGCUUGCCAUACUGCUAUUUAGCAGUGUUCGAUAAAUUGGAAGUGUCAGAUACUGGAGUACCUUUGGAACAUCUCGUUAGUUGUCUGCACGAUGUGAAGAUUAUUCCUGGCCCACCAGGAUGUGUCAAAAAAUUGGUUUGGUCUCCAGAUUUGCAGCCAGAUUCUUCUUUUUCUCAAGAAGCACCAGAGAAAAGUGUGAGCCCACCACUUGCCAACCACUUGGCACUACUGAGCAGAGAGUUGGUAGAUUUACUGAAGAUACAACCUGGCUGUCAGUUACCCUUCGGACGUUUUGUACCAGCAUACCAUCAUCAUUUUGGUCGGCAGAUAAGAGUUGCAGAUUAUGGUUUCACAAAACUAGUGGAACUUCUUGAUGCCAUGCCCUCCAUUGUACAGGUAAUGGGAGAAGGCUCUCGCCGCAUAGUUACAUUGGCACACAGAGCUCAAAUAAGACGAUUUACUUCAGAUCUUCUACGUGUCCUUAAGUCGCAAGCUAGCAAGCAAGCUUUGGUGUCAGAGUUACCAGCACAUUUUUCACGUACCUUAGGACGACCAUUUGCUGUACAAGAUUAUGGUGUAUGUGAGCUCGAAGAUCUACUCAGUGAAGUUGCAGAAAAUGUCAUUGUUAUGCAGCAGUCAGCAGAUGGAGAGGCAACAGUUGCACUUCCUAGAAGAGACCAGACACCUGAAGAAAUUAAAAGAACUAAACAAUUUGCUGCAGAGGUUGUGGAACUCUUGAGCCAUGCACCACAAUGUCAGCUGAUGUUCAACAAGUUGAUUCCUGCCUACCACCACCAUUUUGGACGCCAGUGCCGUGUAGCUGACUUUGGUUUUACAAAGCUUAUAGAGCUAUUGGAAGCAAUUCCGGAAGUUAUCAAGGUGGAGGAUGCUGGGGAUGGUGAACGACGUGUGAUGUUAACACAACCUGUAGCGGUCCGUGUGCUGACAAACCAAGUGGCAGAACUCCUGCGCAGUAGUGGCUCUGCUGUUUUACCACUGAAAGAAUUGCCAUCAGCAUAUCUCCAACACUUUGGCCAUACACUGCGACCAGAAGAUUUCAACUGCAGUAGUAUUGAGCAGCUGGUUUCGUUGCUCAUACCCACAAUUAAGGUUCUUCCUGGAUUACGGCUAUACUUGGCUGGACAGAUCACUGCCAAUCUUGAGAGACUUCGUGUUUUGCGCAUUCUACUUAACACCAGUGAUGGUAUGAUGAGGAUACCAGAAUUCAUGAAGCUUUUUACCAAACUCUAUUCCAUAUCAGUAUCUGAAGAUUAUUUGCAGACUGCAGACAUUGCAGUUCUUUUGAUGGUGCAGAAUGGACAUGUAAUACUGCAGCCUGUAUAUGAAUUUGCAAGGCGUGUGUAUUGGUUGGUGGUAGGCAGCGGUGGUCGUUUACUAUUGUCAUCUCUUAAUAAGUUGUACUUUACAACAUAUCACUCAACCAUCCAAGCAGCAAGUCUUGGAUUUUCAAGCAUUGAUUCUUUGAUAAUUGCUGCCGGUGAUGUUCUGACUCUGGAAUAUGAAAAUGACUGCAACAAUGAUCCUUACAUCGCAGUAAAUCCUCAGCUGGCAGAAGUCGGUCUACCUUUAUCACUGCCAGUUGCUGUGGAAGCUACGACUUCAGAACAAACUGAUUCUUCAAGCACGAAACAUUCAUUUAGUGCCACUACCACAUCAGCUGGGAACCAAGACUUAGUCUCUCAAAUUUCCAAUAUUGAUUUAACACACAAAGCAACUGCCCCAUUCUCAGCAGACUAUCUUCUCAAUGACAAAGUGGGCAGUAAUCUGCAAAAUGUUUUUGGGCUGAAGGAGACCAGGAAGUCUGAUAUUUAUACAUUAACACCAAACCAGUCUGUCUAUGCCUGGGGUGGACAGAGUCCUCCAACAUAUGCUCCAUACUGUCUCAAUACAGCAUUUAGCCCGUACAAGGGUGGAAAUAAAAGCAACAAAGAAAACAGCAACUGGCCAGAGAACAUCGUUCCACCACAUCCAAGCGAACUGCCUCUGCCCUCACCUUGCCUUGUGCGCGCCGACACACUGUUACAGGAGAACGAUUCUUCUGAAAAACAAAAGCGCAAGAAGAGGCUGGCAGCACAGUUCAGCAAUCCUCUGGAGAUGCCAUGAGUGGGUAUACUGGUUUCAUUGUACCUGAGAAGGAAAAAGCAGCCAUCCAUAGAAAGAGAUGGGUUUUGAUACUCCCAUCGUAGUUAGUUUCUGUUGUGUAUGUAUGAACUGCAUGCAUUUUUAUCUUUGAGAAUACCAAAGUAUUUAUAUAAAGUGAAUGGCAACAUCACAACAUCUCUUUUUAUGAGAUAGAAAAAUUAAUAUUUAGUUUUAAAGACCAAACAAAUGUCCAUAGUUUUUGUGUAUUGCUGCAGUUGGCACCUAGCCACUGUCUUUUACUGAGAAGUGGACACAUUUGUUUUAAUAUCAUAUGAACGUAUUCAAUAAGUUUUAAUAUUGUAGCACAAUGAUGGACAAGUACUCCGCACAUUAGACCACCAUGUUAGAUCAUCGGAAAGUUUUAAUGACAACUUUAGAGUGUUGGUUCAUGUCACUACUGUGUUUGUGAUGUGUAUGGAAUGUGUCUGACUCCCAUUCUCACUUAAAGUUGAAUUGUUAAUGCACAACACAUUCAGCCAUGUCUUUAUUGUCAGCAUCAUUUUAUUUAGCUCAGAAAUGGAAACGGUAAUUAAUAUAAAAGUUAUUCAGUGUCCGUAAGAGCUGUAGAUCCUGUAUGUAAGCAAAAUACUUGUGUAUUCUGAUAUAUUUGUAUUCUGAAAGUGCAGAACUUUCAACAUUGGUCUCGGAUUCAUUGUAAACAAUAAUUGUUGCCAUUAUUUAGGGUCGGUAGUAAACUCUCAACUAAUUACCAGGCUUAAACCUACAUAACUGUUAAUUUCAUAAAUGUUAUGUUAAUAGCCAUUAUUAUUAAUUGUGUUAUAUGGUUUUAGGACAGAAAAUUACUUCUGUUUACAAGCAUUAUAUUAAAAUUAUUCUGUAUGUUGUUUCAGCUAUUUUGAAAGAAUGUAAAAUUAUAUUAUGAUUUUAGUUCAAGAUUUUACAACAGUAUUUCUUUGUUAAGGUCUUUUCACAGAUAGAAAUAAAUUUUUUAAAGUCAUUCCAUUACUUCUGUAAUACAAAUUUUAUUUUAAUAAUUGUUUUAUUUAUUCAGCUUUUUGUGAGUGUAAAAUUUUUGAAAUGUUUAUAUAUGAAUAUUUUUAUAGACAAUUUGUCUUUAUUGAUCUUGAAGUUUAUUUUUCCAUUGAAUUAAAACUGUACCAAUUGUAAAGUAUUUCAGUGAAGUAGUGUGUGUGCGCGUGUGUGCGCGUGUGUGC